Colletotrichum phormii is the source of this 924-nucleotide messenger RNA. RefSeq lists its product as uncharacterized. The transcript is spliced from 2 exons. The record is from RefSeq and is a predicted model, not a curated record. Lineage: Eukaryota; Fungi; Ascomycota; Sordariomycetes; Glomerellales; Glomerellaceae. Bases 1 to 924 code for a protein of 307 amino acids.
AUGGACGGCACAACCCCAACGCCUCCUAACGAGGCCUCUCCUCGGGGACAAGGGAACCCGAAUCCUGCGGCUCAAGGCUUGACGCCCACGCCGGUGUCGCCUGUAGCGCGGCAGCGGUUGUUGGCCGCUGGGUAUACGAACCCGUACCAAUAUGCUACCUAUAGUCUUGCUCCGUCGGCCCUCUCAAAGGAGCUGAACGUGACUUUCCAGGGUCGCCGCGAGUGCUCAGGUCGGCAAAUGCUGUUCUGGAAGGGCACGUAUCCUCCUGGUUCUCGACGACAUGCUACGCAACAGCUCGUUGCGAACGCACAGCAAGGACACAACAGACCUGACCGGCCAAAAGCUCCGUCGGCUCAGCCACAGGUCCAGCUCCCAGGCCAGAGUCUGCUCCAUCAGCAACCCAAGGAUCAAAUGAAGUUCCAUAUUGGGAUUGCAGAGGAGGAGCGCCAGGAGAGGAAGAGGGUCAAAUAUGAUGAGAAGCGCCAGAACAAGAAGGUUCUCCAGCAGCAGCAGCAGCAGUCUCAGCAGUCUCCGCACCAGCCAGAGGAGCAGCCAAAGCAGCAGAUGCAGCCAGAGCAGCAGCCCGAGUUGCCCCUCGAAGACUACGAGAGCUCCCUGGCUUGGUUCUCAGACAGUUUUCACCAGGGAACCGACGCCAUAAGGCCAGAAGAGAUCGACCGCUUCUUCGACGCAAUGGGAGAAUCCGACUACACGCAGAGAGAGCAAGAGAUACAGGCUUUCAACCAGAUUAUGAUCCCAAGUGGUCUGAAUCCCACCCAACAUGCUCCGGAAUCAUGGGGUUCUCGACCGGAAAUGGCCUUUGAUGACGUUUUUGACCAACAAAUGAUGGAAGACGGCGUUCCAUACGGCCCGUAUACUUCCUUGUUGCGUGGGCAUGGGCAUCCGAUGGGCAGUCGUGACUAG